AAGAAAAAACCAACGUCAAAUUUUGGCUCACGUUCUUAAGACUAUGAACAAUCAUCCCAAAAAAUAAUAUUUUUUCUUUAAUAAUGAGAACUGGGAUGGCAAUAUUUAGCCCUUGUAAUUGGCGUUUUAUUUCUUUUACCUAUUCACUUAUUGAUUCGUUUCCCAAAUUCAUGUGAGAAAAGAACAUAAAUAGCAUAGCUAGCUUGACAAUCCGAGAUCCUAAACACAUCCCCUCAACCUCUCCAUUCCUGCUAUAAAAGUCAAGCUGCUGUGUGUUACUGGAAAUAUAAUAAACACAGAGAGAGAGAGAGAGAGAGAGAGAGAGAGAGAGAGAGAGAGAGAGAGAGAGAGAGAGAGAGAGAGAGAGAGAGAGAUGGUGGUUAGGCUGCAAAGGAGAACAGCAAUGCACAAUAUGCGUCCCUAUCUACGAACCCUCACCCGCUCCAAAUCUGUGAAAAGGAAGUAUGUCAUUAUGGAUGCUCUUCUAUGCAUUUACAAGCUCAAGCUCAAAUUGGAGGCAAUCAAAACGGAACUCGCAAACUUAAUUGCUGUAAAAAGAGAAUACUUGAGCCUAAUGAAGGAACUCCAGUUGCCUAAGGAAGUGGAGGUGGAGAAGGGUGAGAAAGGAUUUAUAGUGAGGGUGACAUGCGAGAAGGGAGGAGAUAAACUAGUUUCAAUCUUAGAGGUCUUCGAAGAAAUGGGCCUUACUGUAUCGCAUGCUAGGGUCUCAUGCAACUUGUACUUAUCCAUGGAAGCCAUUGUUGUAGCUGAAGAAGAACGUGCUCUUCAUGCGAAAAGUAUUGCUCAAGCUGUUACUAAGGCCAUUGAAAGACAAUAGAUGAAGCUUGUGCGUUGAUUUCCCUGUUGUUAUUUAAUGAUCCCAAGUAAUCUCAUUGUCGGAGUUAAUAUUGUCUUGCA
Molecule: messenger RNA, 918 nt
Organism: Populus trichocarpa (black cottonwood)
Lineage: Eukaryota; Viridiplantae; Streptophyta; Magnoliopsida; Malpighiales; Salicaceae
Exons: 3
Coding region: 374-838 (154 amino acids)
Biological process (GO): regulation of DNA-templated transcription
Cellular component (GO): nucleus
Molecular function (GO): sequence-specific DNA binding; DNA-binding transcription factor activity
Source: RefSeq, a predicted model, not a curated record